AUGGGAUCCUCCUUCAGUUGCUGCGGCUCAGAGAAGGUCGAAGAAGUGCCAACAUCAUUUGGUGCAGUUAACAAUUCGUGGAAAAUAUUCACAUACAAGGAGUUGCAUGCAGCUACCAACGGAUUUAGUGAAGAUAAUAAGCUUGGUGAAGGUGGGUUUGGAAGCGUCUAUUGGGGAAGAACCAGUGAUGGUCUUCAGAUAGCAGUGAAGAAACUGAAAUCAAUGAACUCGAAGGCAGAGAUGGAAUUUGCAGUAGAAGUUGAAGUUCUUGGAAGGGUUAGGCACAAAAAUUUACUGGGUCUUAGGGGCUACUUUGUUGGGGAUGAUCAACGGCUUAUAGUCUACGAUUACAUGCCAAAUCUUAGCCUGCUUUCUCAUCUCCACGGCCAGUUUGCUGUUGAAGUGCAACUCAAUUGGCAAAGGAGAAUGAAGAUUGCAAUUGGCUCUGCAGAAGGCCUUCUGUACUUGCACCAUGAGGUCACACCUCACAUCAUCCAUAGGGACAUCAAGGCAAGUAAUGUACUUCUGAACUCAGAAUUUGAACCUCUAGUAGCUGAUUUUGGGUUUGCAAAGUUAAUACCAGAAGGAGUUAGCCACAUGACUACCCGUGUAAAGGGUACCUUGGGAUACUUAGCACCUGAAUAUGCCAUGUGGGGAAAGGUCUCUGAAAGUUGUGAUGUCUAUAGCUUUGGAAUUCUUCUAUUAGAGCUUGUAACUGGUAGAAAGCCCAUAGAAAAGCUUCCAGGUGGGGUUAAGAGAACAAUAACUGAGUGGGCUGAACCUUUGAUAACCAAAGGAAAGUUCAGGGAUUUGGUUGAUCCAAAACUAAGAGGGAACUUUGAUGAAAAUCAAGUCAAACAAGCAAUCAAUGUGGCUGCUCUUUGUGUACAAAGUGAGCCUGAGAAGCGACCAAACAUGAAGCAAGUGGUUAACCUUCUUAAAGGAUAUGAAUCUGAUGGCAAAGUGACGACAAUGAGGAUAGAUAGUAUCAAGUAUAAUGAAGAACUAUUGGCACUUGACCAACCUAGCGAAGAUGAUGAUGAGGGAACCUCUAGCUACGGUGUUUUCAGUGCCAUUGAGGUUCAAAAGCUAUGA
This is a messenger RNA of Abrus precatorius (Indian licorice), 1095 nucleotides long. RefSeq names its product PTI1-like tyrosine-protein kinase At3g15890. The transcript is spliced from 4 exons. Gene Ontology annotation, molecular function: ATP binding; protein kinase activity. Bases 1 to 1095 code for a protein of 364 amino acids. The record is from RefSeq and is a predicted model, not a curated record. Gene Ontology annotation, biological process: protein phosphorylation. Gene Ontology annotation, cellular component: plasma membrane. NCBI's taxonomy places the organism in Eukaryota, Viridiplantae, Streptophyta, Magnoliopsida, Fabales, Fabaceae.